This is a messenger RNA of Macrobrachium nipponense, 2369 nucleotides long. RefSeq names its product SET and MYND domain-containing protein 4-like. Gene Ontology annotation, molecular function: histone deacetylase binding. Gene Ontology annotation, cellular component: nucleus; cytoplasm. The coding region runs from base 118 to 2166 and encodes 682 amino acids. Lineage: Eukaryota; Metazoa; Arthropoda; Malacostraca; Decapoda; Palaemonidae. The record is from RefSeq and is a predicted model, not a curated record. The transcript is spliced from 5 exons.
UUUUUUUUCCGGCGUUCAGCAAUCGAACAGUCAAUUUUCAGGCGCUUAAGAGAGCACUUCCAGUGCACGGUUACUACUUGACACAAGUUCUGCUGGACGUACGCUCCCACAUAAACAAUGGCAACAAUAAUGACGCAAGAAGGGAAAUUCUUGGCAAUGGCUGGGAAAAUGCUUGAUAAGCUGAAAGAGAAGCCCACGAAGUAUCAAGAAUUGCAAGACAAAUUUUCCCCCGAAAAAAGCUUUGCAGAACUGUUCGCCAACAUCUGGAACAUGAAGGAAGCUCACUCGAUGCUAACACCAGAGUUGCAGGUGAAUGAGAAAUCGGACGCAGAGGCGAUCAAAUUCCGUAAUGAGGGAAAUACUUGGUACAGGAAACGGGAACUCACGAGGGCUUUGGAACUGUAUAACUUGAGCAUAAUGAAAGCUGUUCACCCGGUACUACCCGUGCCUCCUAAUCCUCCGACUGUGUCAGAAUAUGACGACCAAGUAGAGAAAUCUCCCAUCUUGCCACAUAACUACGGAGGCAGCGACAGUAAGAACCAUAAAGUACUGGCGAUGGCCUUCGGUAACAGAUCGGCUGUUUUGUACGAAAUGAAAUAUUACGACAUGAGUUUGAAGGACAUCGACGCCGCUUUAGAGAUGGGUUACCCUGAGGAGAUGGCUGAGAAGUUGGAGGCGAGGCGAGCUCGGUGCCUGGAAGCUCGAGCAACGAGAGAGCAUAAGGAGGAGAACCUCCUCGGGAUCGAAACCAGCCCCUCCAAAGACAAAGGAAAGCGCUCGACCCCAACGACAUUUGCACAGAAACUAAAUGAGCGUCUCACUUUGUCUCACGCAUUUUUAGAUGACAUAGAGCCUCCAAAAAUCCAGAACGUUAAUGAUAAAGCGCCUAACCUUUCAACGGCUGUGAAAGUGGCACACAUCCCUGGCAAAGGAAGGGGUAUCAUUGCUACGAGAGAUAUUGCCACAGGGGAAGUUGUUGGCGUAGAGAAAGCUGUGUGUGUUAAUAUUAAGAAGGACGAACUUGACAGCUAUUGUUCUUAUUGUCUCCGUCAUUGCUUUAAUCCUCUUCCAUGCCCAGGCUGCUGCUAUGUCGGGUACUGUAGCAUCGACUGCAGGAACAAGAGCCUUUCUGAAGAGCACUGGCUGCAGUGUAAACUUCUACCAAGCAUGAUAAAACUGGGCCUACAGAACAAGCAAAUGAUAUAUCUACUAUUGAAGAACUGCACCUUCCACACGAUCAAGAGCCUGUGGAACAUGGCGAAGGGUAUAAGACACAAUUCUCCAGAGAAACUUGGAUGUGAUGCCGAUGGCCUCUAUCAUUCGAGUUCCUACAACAGUAUAUAUUAUCUCUGCGACAACCUGGAUAAGCAGUCCUUUGGUCUCUUGUUUACUCAUUGCCAACUGGCUUUCACAGUGACCAAGCUGCUGGAGAAGAGUGGCAGGUUCUUCAUUCACAGGCCUGGAAAGAAAUUCUCUCCGACUAGGGAUGACUUCCUGACCACCGGCACAGUCUUACUUUCUCAUGCACUGAAAGUUUACUACAAUCCUUACGAAAUAUUGGAUUUGAGGCUCAAGAAAACUAUUGGGGGAGGAAUUUUCCCAGCUCUGAGUUUGUUCAACCACUCUUGCAAUCCAUCGACCAAACAUUACUGUAUAGGCAGAUCGAUCGUCCACCGCGCCAUGAAGCCUAUCAAGGCUGGGGAAGAAUUAACUGCCAGUUAUAUUUCUGACUUCUAUGAUAAGCCACUAGAGGCCCGCCGACUGUGUUUGGAGGAUUACUUGAUAACGUGCGACUGUGAAGCUUGCAGGUACGAAUGGCCGGUCUACGACAACUUGAAUUCCGUAGAAUUCAAAUGCUUUGGUUGCCGUGUGAAUAGCGGGGGAUCGCGGGCAGUCUGCGACCAAUGUAGAGAAAGGGGCUUUUUACCAGAGAGGAAUCCCAAUGAGAACAGGGUCGUUAAAGAAAGGUCUGAACGUGUCUGGUCUACUAUCUACAGAUCGAUGAAGAUCGGACUUCGGAUGAAUAGCAAGGGUUUUCUGUCGCAGAAGGACUUCGAGUAUUUGUGUAACGCAAUUACUCUCAUCCGCGAAAAUAUACUGCCUCCUUGCCAGGUAGUCUGUGAUGCGAGUAACGUGCUACUGAAGGCUUUCGAACUUGGCAGAUAAGGUCUUCAUCUCUAAAGAAAUGGAGUAUUGAGUUUUUUUUUUUCUUAUUCUGCUGAGAAUUUUUUUAAUUACCCGACAAUCUUUAAUUUUUAAAGUUCUAUUUUAUUGCCUGCCUUAGCAGUUUUUAUCAGACUUGACUUUUAUUGAAUGGUCUUGUAUUUGGAAGUUUUUUUUUUUUUUUAUUAAAAAAAAGUUCUUGCAAA